AUGAAGCUUUGUGAACCCAUGAUGGAUAUGAGUAGGCCUGAUUACACCGAAACGCUGGAUUCAUCUUAUACCAUGCUUGAGUUUGAUAGCCUGAAGGUACUGCCACCAAAUAACGAGACUAUUCCAUCAGAAGUGAGUAAUAUUACUGUGUUGAUGAACAAUGGUAUCAAUGCCAUGUGCUCAAUCUGUGGUGACCGUGCAACAGGGAAACACUACGGUGCAUCUAGCUGUGAUGGAUGCAAAGGCUUCUUCAGGAGAAGUGUCCGAAAAAAUCAUGUCUACACAUGCAGGUUUAGCAGGCAGUGUGUGGUUGACAAGGACAAGAGGAACCAAUGCAGAUACUGCAGGCUCAAGAAGUGCUUCAGAGCUGGAAUGAGAAAGGAAGCUGUGCAGAAUGAAAGGGACAGAAUCAGCAUUCGCAGAACCAGCUAUGAAGAUAUUGGCUCUCUUUCCAUUGCUACACUGAUCCAAGCAGAAGCAAUGGCUAGGCAGAUGUCUGGUUUCAGUCCUGUCCAUCAUGCUGAUAUUGCAAUGAAGAAGAUUGCAACGAUCAACGAUGUCAGUGAAUCCAUGAAACAGCAGCUGCUUGUUUUAGUCGAAUGGGCAAAAUCUAUCCCAGCAUUCUGCGAAUUGCUAUUGGAUGAUCAGGUUGCAUUACUUAGAGCCCAUGCAGGGGAACAUUUGCUGCUGGGUCUGGCCAAACGUUCAAUACCUUACAAGGACAUCCUCUUGUUAGGAAAUGAUUACAUCAUUCCCAGGCACUGCCCAGAGUUAGAGAUUAUGCGUGUUGCAAACAGGAUUCUGGAUGAACUGGUGAAACCAUUACAUGACCUCCAGAUAGAUGAGAAUGAAUUUGCUUGCCUCAAAGCUGUGGUAUUUUUUGAUCCAGAUUGCAGGGGUGUUAGUGAUUCAGCAAAAAUCAAAAACAUGCGAUUCCAAGUGCAGGUCAACCUGGAGGAUUAUAUCAAUGAUCGUCAGUAUGAUUCCCGUGGACGAUUCGGUGAUAUUCUCCUACUUCUUCCAUCACUGCAGAGCAUCACAUGGCAGAUGAUUGAACAAAUUCAGUUUGCCAGACUCUUCGGAGUGGCAAGAAUUGAUAAUCUUUUGCAGGAAAUGCUGCUGGGAGGAUCCACAACUGAAGUAACUCAGUAUCCACACUCUGGACAUUCUGGUCUACUUCACAAUCCUCUAAGUGGCCAUGCAGUGAUUACAACGGGUGUGCCUUCAGCAAUCCAUCAUGUUCAGAUCUCAUCACCAGAGACACCACUUCCAUCACCAUCUUCUGGCUCAGGAAAUGAAGAAUAUAAACUGCACCCUGUUGCUCAGAUUCAGACACCAUCUGCACGCAUGCUGCCUCAAACCAUCACUCCCAAGCGGGAAAUAUUGUAA
This is a messenger RNA of Hemiscyllium ocellatum (epaulette shark), 1389 nucleotides long. RefSeq names its product hepatocyte nuclear factor 4-beta-like. The coding region runs from base 1 to 1389 and encodes 462 amino acids. The transcript has 10 exons. Gene Ontology annotation, biological process: cell differentiation; positive regulation of transcription by RNA polymerase II; anatomical structure development. NCBI's taxonomy places the organism in Eukaryota, Metazoa, Chordata, Chondrichthyes, Orectolobiformes, Hemiscylliidae. Gene Ontology annotation, cellular component: nucleus. The record is from RefSeq and is a predicted model, not a curated record. Gene Ontology annotation, molecular function: RNA polymerase II cis-regulatory region sequence-specific DNA binding; nuclear receptor activity; nuclear steroid receptor activity.